UUUGCCGAAUGAUCUAGACCUCAUUGGCUUCAAGUUCUCUAUUUUUGCCAUAGGUCAAACACUGUCCGCUCUCUAGCGUGGCCGUCGUUCCAAGAUCAGUUCCCGGGCAUCUUGUCGGACCUCAAGGCCUCACGGCCUCACGACUGAUAGUUGAUUCCAGUGGGCUACUUGCAUUCACAUACGUCGACCUUCAUACCGACGCGCACGUUACACCAUGGAGGCGCCUACAAUGUCCAACGGCUGUCUGCAAGGAAAGGAUAGCAAUUCCGAUGUUCCUUCACUUCUCCCGGGUUCAUCACCAAAGUUGUCGUCGACGAGCGAGAGGAAGAACUCAUUGGAACAAGACAAUACGCGCAUCGCAGUCCAGUUCGACCCGGAUGACGCUAGCAACCCAAAGAACUGGAGCAGAGGAAGGCGUUGGUACAUGACCAUUGUCGCUGCUUUCUUAGCCUUCAACGCCUCGCUCGCUUCCUCAGCGCCGUCCGGUAUGGCAGACAGACUAAUUCAGUACUUUCAGUUCUCGCAGGAACUCGCGACAUUGACGAUCGCUCUCUUCAUAUUUGGUUAUUGUGUUGGACCCCUAUUCUGGGGGCCGCUAUCCGAACAGUACGGGCUUCGGCCCAUAUUUUUGGUCUCAUUCCCGGUUUACAUUUGCUUCACGGUUGGAUGCGCGCUGAGCAGAAACACGGUUUCCAUCAUGCUAUUCAGGCUUCUAAGCGGCAUGUUUGCCGCAGCCCCAAUGUCAAACAGCGGAGCACUCAUCUCUGAUAUAUGGGACGCACAGACGCGAGGAAAGGCUCUCUCUCUGUUCAUCAUUGCCCCCUUCAUGGCUCCAGCCUGCGGGACAAUUUUAUCCGGUUACCUCGCACAGUCGAUGCUCUCGUGGAGAUGGCUCUUCUGGAUCAUGGCUAUCAUAGCCGGCGUGUCUCUGCUCCUGAUUGUAUUCACGCUACCUGAAACAUAUGGGCCUGUCCUGCUGGUCAGAAAGGCUCGUGCGCUGCGUGCGACGACUGGUGACGACCGCUACGUGGCGCCGCUGGAACUCUCGCCCGCCAUGUCGAUCUCGGCUCGGGCUAGUUACACGGUCAGCAUGCCGUUCAAAAUGCUCGCGAGGGCGCCAACAUUGAUUGCGACGACGGUAUACAUGAGCUUCCUCAACGGUUGCAUGUACUUGAUGUUCGAAGCAUUUCCCGUCGUAUACAUCGAGGGGCAUCACUUUGGAACUGGUGCUGCGGGCCUCGUAUGGAUCCCAGUGGUGAUUGGUAUUGUUGUCUCCAUCCUCGCGCACAUCUUCAUCUUCGAGAAACGAUAUGCAAAUGCUCUGAGCGGCCGGGGUACAGUCGCCAUGAGCCCGGAACUCCGCUUGGAGUCAGCGAUAUGGGGUGCUCCCCUUUUCGCGCUCUCGUUCUUCUGGUUUGGGUGGACGUCAGAUCCAAGUAUCUCGUAUUGGGCGCCGCUAAUGGCCGGGCCCGUCAUGGGGUUCUCAACCAUAUGGAUAUUCCUCGCCUUGUUCAACUACAUUGUUGAUGUGUAUCUCUCGGUGGCCGCUUCGGCGCUGGCUGUGAACACCGUUAUCCGCAGCAUUGCCGGUGCAGGCUUUCCUCUCUUCGCCUCGCAGAUGUAUCAGGGACUGAAACCGCAGUGGGCGUCGACCGUCAUCGGAUGCUUCUCCGUGUUGAUGGUUCCAAUUCCGCUGGUUCUGCAAAGGUAUGGACCGAUCCUGCGUCGCAAGUCCACAUUUGUGCCUGGCUAUAAUCGUGCGUGAGUGUGGCAGGUCCCGUUUUGGACCCCGGUUCGAGUCUAGGACUAUGUCGUACAGUGGUCCGCAUAGUCCGAAUUUGCUUGUUUCGUUAUCGACAGUAUCUUUUUUUCUCUGAUAUACUUGAAUGAUCUAUAUCCUGUGUACUUGGGCGCACGAUGAUAUUUGAGUUGGGCACUGUGAUGGGCGGCG
Molecule: messenger RNA, 1951 nt
Organism: Fomitopsis serialis
Lineage: Eukaryota; Fungi; Basidiomycota; Agaricomycetes; Polyporales; Fomitopsidaceae
Product: MFS general substrate transporter
Exons: 19
Coding region: 215-1765 (516 amino acids)
Biological process (GO): transmembrane transport
Molecular function (GO): transmembrane transporter activity
Source: RefSeq, a predicted model, not a curated record